AUGACAUUUGGAUCGAUCAUGCCCAGCUGCCGAGGCCUCGUUCGAGUCCAUGCAAGCGAUUUAGUGAAAAGGCAUGCUUCUGAUACUACAGCCUCGUCUCCACCGGGUGUCCCCCUUACCGUUGAAGACUCCGGCCGCCCUUUAGUAUUCGACUACAUACAACCCGAAAGCUGUACCGGUUGGGAGGAUGGUUCUCGCGAAUGGGAAUACCAAGCACUGCAGAAUAUAUACAACAAAACACGGGAUUUUGACAUCAACGGAAAGCGCUGGUCGGAAGAGAGCAAUCUCAAGACUCUUAACACUAGUAAGAAGAUUGGCCGUCCACGGGCUGCCGCUCACUGCGAUACGCCGACUCUGAACCAUAGCCUCAUUCUUGGAAGAAUUCGUGCAGCAGACAUCUAUCUGAUCCUGGCUAUGCCAAUUACGCGCAGUACGAUGCCUACAAGUGUAUGUCCGUUUUUGGAAGAGUACAGGCGCAGAGGAAACCAGCUAGAGACAUCUCGAGGGGGUGAACUGCCCUCGUACCAAGAAGAUAAGGAUCACUCCCCUGGUGCGGCUGGCUAG
Drepanopeziza brunnea f. sp. 'multigermtubi' MB_m1 is the source of this 564-nucleotide messenger RNA. The record is from RefSeq and is a predicted model, not a curated record. Lineage: Eukaryota; Fungi; Ascomycota; Leotiomycetes; Helotiales; Drepanopezizaceae.